AUGCCCCGCCUCCUCGCCCCGCUCCCCUCCCGCUCGCGCCGCCGCCGCCUCCUCGCCAUUCUGUCGAACACCUUCUCGGCGUCCACCGCCUCACCACACCGCGCGCCGCCCCCGCCGCCGCCGCCGCCGCUGCCGCAGCUCUCCCCGCUGCUCCCCCGGACCGCGGAGUCCUACGCCUCCAUCUCUGAGGCCGCGUCCGACAUCGCCGUCUCCUUCCGCGACUGGUUCCUCGCGCCCCGCGCCGCCGAGCCGCUCGCCGCCCUCGACUCGAUCUACGAGGCCCUCGCCUCGGACGACGCGGCGGCGCUCGAGGCGCUCCCGCUCUCGGAGGAGCUCGUCCUCUCGGUGCUCCGCCACCGCCCGCGGAGGCUCCCCGACGGCGACGCGGUUCUGCUGCUCCGCCUCAAGUUCUUCGACUGGUCGGGCCGCCGCCCGCACUACCUCCACACGCGCGCCGUCUACCAUGCCGUCUUCCGCCUGCUCUCGCGCGCGCGCCGCGCCUCUGUGGUGCUCGACUGGCUCCGCCUCUUCACCACCACCUCCGCGUCCACCGGGCAGCCGCGCUUCCAUCAGACGCUCGUCGUAGGCUACGCCGUCGCGGGCGACCCCCAGCGCGGGCUCAGCGUCCUCGGCCGCAUGCGCUUCCGCGGCAUGGACCUGGAUGCCGUCUCCUCCCGCAUACUCCUCAACUCACUUGUCGAUGCGUCAUUCCACGACUUGGCCGACUCCUUCGCCCGCAACCUUGCUGCUAGUCCCGUUGCAACCUGCAUCCGCAUCAAGAGCCUGUGCCGCCGCGCCCGCUUCAGCGAUGCCACUGCACUACUUGACACCCUUCCUUUCGCCGAAGCAUCCAGAGGCCCCGCCGCUGGCUCUAUUGUCACCGAGUUCUGCCGGCGUGGGCGCUUUGACGAGGCAGCCCAGAUUGUUGGUAAAUUCUCGUCAUGUGAUGUGUACGGCGCGUGGAUCCAUGGUCUCAUUGAGGCUGGGAUGCUUGAUACUACAUUGCAGUUCCUUUCUGAUAAGAAGGAGGCUGAGGGAUAUAUCCCUGACGGUCAGCGGUAUGAUAAGCUUGUCCACCGUCUUCUCCGCAAGAACAGACUUGGUGAAGUUUAUGAUUUGCUUGUGGAAAUGAUGGAGGAGGGCAUUGCUCCAGGCCGUUCAACCAUGAAUGCCGCGCUUUGCUUCUUUUGCAAAGCCGGGCUUGUGGAAGUUGCCAUGCAUUUGUAUAGAUCAAGAUUGGAUCUUGGGAUUAACCCAAACAAGGAUGUUUACAACAAUCUGAUCAGGGCACUGUGCCGAGGUGGGGCCACAGAAGAGGCUUGUCUGGUAUUGGAGCAGUCUAUAGAAGAUGGAUACUUUCCUGGCCGUCAGACAUUUGCAAUGUUCGCAAAUGUGCUGUGUCAGGAAGGGAAGCUAGAUAAGGUGAGGGAGCUGCUCGAUAGGGCUCUCAAGCAGGAGGCGUGGCCAAUGGACAAUGUAUUAGCCAAGUACCUUGUUGCAUUGUGCAAGAGUGGGAAUGUGGACGAGGCAUGUAAAGUGCCUCAGAUAGCGAGCAGCAAGAACCCUGCGGGCCUAUAUCGCUACGAAUCAACUUACAAGAGCUUGAUCAGAGCAUUAAUAUUGAUUAGGAGGGUGGAUGUGCUCCCAAGGCUCAUACUCGAAAUGCAAGAUAUGGGGCACAUCCCGACCCGAAGCCUCUACCAGUCAGUUGUUUGUGAAUUGUGUGAGCUGAGUAAGUAUGGUGAGGUUCUUGAGCUGCUGGAGAACCAGUUGCGGAGGAGUGAACUCCAACCCCGUGUGUGCUAUAACUACUUCAUCUCUGGGGCUGGACAUGCUAAGAAGGCUGAUGUGGCCAGGGAGGUGUACAACCGGAUGGAGUCUGCAGGGAUUGAACCAUCUGUCGAAAGCAAUAUCCUUCUUCUCAUGAGUUAUCUGAGGAGUAAGCGUAUUGGUGACGCACUGACCUUUUUCAACUUCAUUCAUGAGAAGAAGCCACCUGGGACCAAGAUGUAUAACGUAUUUAUAUCUGGUCUAUGUGAAGCUCGGAAGCCGGAGCAGGCAAUGGUAUUUUGGAGGGAAGCAAGGGAUAAAGGAUUAAUACCGAGCAUCGACUGCUAUGAACAGCUUGUGCUCCUUUUGAGCUCUGUUCAAGAUUAUGACAGUGUUGUGAAGAUUAUUGAUGACUUCAGGGAAACAGGGCGCCCUGUUUCAGCAUUCUUGUGUAAUGUGCUUCUGUUGCACACACUGAGGGGCAGCGAUCUUCUCAAGGCUUGGGCGCGUUCAGAAGAUAAAUCCGGGUCUCUUGAAGCAAGAGCUGGAGAGAUCAAAGGUCGGGGGGCAGGACGAUUCUUGAUUGGCCAACUUAUCGAGUUGUUUGCAAGCGGUAUCAGGAACAGGAGUGACUUGGAGGUUUUAGAAGAGGGUCUAGAACAGUUCUUUCCUGUCGACAUUUAUACUUAUAACAUGCUGUUACGCGGAUUGAGCAUGGCAGGGAGGAUGGAUUCUGCCUGUAACAUGUUCGAAAGACUCUGCCAAAGGGGCUAUCUACCGAAUCGAUAUACUUUUGAUAUAAUGGUACAUGGCUUCUGCAAGCAUGGCAGCAGAAGUGAGGCUGAAAGGUGGAUGGAGGCAAUGUACCGAAACGGGUUCUAUCCCACUUGGUACACUAUGAGGUUAUACAACAAUACAUCCUUGCGACCGCAUGAUCAGAAGGCCAUUUCAUUUGUAUAA
This is a messenger RNA of Triticum turgidum subsp. durum (durum wheat), 2730 nucleotides long. Lineage: Eukaryota; Viridiplantae; Streptophyta; Magnoliopsida; Poales; Poaceae. The record is from the annotation of a GenBank genome assembly.